Sclerotinia sclerotiorum 1980 UF-70 is the source of this 1389-nucleotide messenger RNA. RefSeq lists its product as hypothetical. Bases 1 to 1389 code for a protein of 462 amino acids. The record is from RefSeq and is a predicted model, not a curated record. Gene Ontology annotation, cellular component: nucleus. Gene Ontology annotation, molecular function: protein serine/threonine kinase activity; ATP binding. Gene Ontology annotation, biological process: mitotic DNA damage checkpoint signaling; protein phosphorylation. Lineage: Eukaryota; Fungi; Ascomycota; Leotiomycetes; Helotiales; Sclerotiniaceae. The transcript has 2 exons.
AUGGCGACAGCCCGUCAGCGCCAGGGAAAUGCCAAAAACACUUUCCAGAUUCACGACGACGGAAUAAAACAGGAAGAGUCAAUGGAGGAAGAGGGUACCGAGAAUGAGGAAUCCAGAGCCGAGGAUGAUGAUGUGCAAGAUGAAGGGUAUUCGGAUGAAUCCGAAGAAAGUGAUGAUGUUGUUGAUGCUGCUACUGCAGAGGACAUGGCGAAAUUCGAAGCAACUUUCAAGGUUUACAAAGCAGAGGAUCUCUUAUAUGAACAUUACGAUAAUGAUUGGGAUAUUGAAGAGAGAGAGCAUUCAACAUGGACGUCACCACCUGUGAAGAAGAGAACGGGUGGAAUUCGAGAAGUUCUAGACGAAUACAAUCAACAGCGCCGUAGGCGGAAAUAUGUUGCUAUAAAGAAGAUUUAUGUCACCAGCAGUCCAACCCGGAUCCUCAACGAGCUCGAACUUCUCAACGAUCUUCGAGGCUGCGAUUCUGUAUGUCCGCUCAUUACAGCUUUCAGGCAUACAGAUCAAGUCGUUGCUGUCUUACCAUACUUCAGGCAUACGGAUUUCAGGGAAUAUUUUAGGAAGAUGAAGGUCUCAGAAAUGCAGGUAUACUUCCGGUCACUCUUCACCGCUUUAAAAGCGGUUCAUGCUCAGGGCAUUCUUCAUCGAGAUAUCAAACCAACGAAUUUCCUUUACGAACCGGAUAGAAAAAGGGGUGUACUUGUGGACUUUGGUUUGGCAGAACGAGAAGAAGCGGAUUGCCAAUCAUGUUUGUGUACAAGAGACUAUGACGUACGCAAGAGGAAGUUGGAGCAUAGCGCGGCCAUUCAAAAUUUGCCAUCAGUCGGCUAUCCAAAACAUGACAGUCGACCAUCAAGGCGGGCGAAUCGUGCUGGGACCCGUGGAUUUCGAGCUCCUGAAGUGCUUUUUAAGUGUCAAGAGCAAAGAACGAAAAUCGACAUUUGGUCUGCUGGGGUCAUACUUUUGACGAUACUUUCAAAACGCUUCCCGUUCUUCAAUUCAGCGGACGAUGUCGAGGCCAUGAUUGAGAUUGCUACCAUAUUCGGGGCCAAGAGAAUGAAAAGUUGCGCGCAUCUACAUGGAACGAUAUUCGAGACAAACAUUCCUACUAUUGGUCAGGCUGGAUUCGCACUCGAGAAGAUUAUUUUAUGGUCAACAUGUAGGAAUGAUGCAGGGCCAGACGGGGCGGAGCAGCCAUUGACUAAGGAGGAGAAGUUAGCUGUGGAGUUCUUGGAGCGCUGUUUGGAGCUCAAUCCACACAAGCGUAUCAGCGCGGAAGACGCUUUAAAUCACCCAUUCCUUUUGGAAGAAACACGACAUGAAUUCAAGGACGAAGAUUAUGAUGAGGAUGAAUUAAGUAUGAUUCAAGCUUAA